This is a messenger RNA of Caenorhabditis auriculariae, 8874 nucleotides long. NCBI's taxonomy places the organism in Eukaryota, Metazoa, Nematoda, Chromadorea, Rhabditida, Rhabditidae. The record is from the annotation of a GenBank genome assembly.
AUGUCCGAAGGAAUUACAAACGACCAAAUGGAGCCGCUACCCACGGGUUGGGAGAAGCGGAUGAGCCGUUCCAAUAGUCAGUUCUUAGCGUUUUUUUUCGACGUUAAUGUUCCGGUCGAAUCCAUCAAAGUUAUAGCCGAUUCACGGCUAACUUGGCACGCUGAGGGGGCGUGGCGUGUCUGCGCUCUUCACCAACCAUGCACUAUCUCUUUUAUUAUCGUGUCAGGACCCUUUUUUCGAUGGCUCAAGCCUGCCGUGAAUCAGCUAUACUUCAAAGUGUGUUCCAUCUGAUUUCUAGCAAAACCUCAAAACUUUCAUUUUUGCUUUUUUCAAAGUUUUGAGAAUCACCUUUUAAAAAACCGAGAUGAGUUCAAUCUCAUGCACUUUAUGUUCAGACCGAGAGUACUACUUCAACACGGCGACUGGACGCAGUCAGUGGGACCGUCCUUCCGCCUCGGCUUUCACUAAAGUCGUCUCGAAUUGUUGAUUCUUUGUAUUUUUUCUCGUUUCCAGGGAAGCGAAUUGACUGCGGUCCGUGCCCUACACAUCUUAGUGAAGCACGCCGGCAGCCGAAAUCCAUCCAGUUGGAGAUCCGACCACAUCUCUCGCAGCAAAGAAGACGCCAUCAGCAUUAUCCAAGGUUUCCUUUUUUUUAGGUUUUUAAUCCUUUUACAGAACUUUGACAAAAAGUUAUAUAGCUGUGGAACAUUUGGAAAAAGUACAUUUUUUUAUUAAAAACGAUUUUUUUCUUUGUAGAAUCUGUAAAUACUCUGGUUUUUGCGAAGUCAAUUUUAUAAUUUAACUCUGAUUUAGAAUGUAUUUUUUUGAUUUUUUUAACCAGAAAAAAAUGAGGUUAUUUGAAGUGAAUUUGCUUCUUUUUAUAGACAUAACAAGAACAGGCACAAUAAGAGUUUUUAAAAAAACUGACAUAUAUGGUUUUAAUAAAUGAAUGAAAGGCAAUUGAGGCUUUCACGAAGGAAGAUGGUGAGGUAAAAAAUCUGUUUUGCAGAUUUUAUCAGUGACAUCCGAAGCGCGCCCGACUUGGAAGCCAAAUUCCGGUCGAUUGCGAAAGAGUUCAGCGACUGCAGUUCGGCGAAACGUGGCGGCGAUCUCGGGGUUUCCUUUUUUGAACAUUUAACCAUAGGCUGGAUUGGGCCAGUCAAAGAACGGAUUCAAAAAAUACCGUGAGAUUCAAAAAAUGCCUAGAAAUAUUGAAUGAAAUUUGGAGGGCUAUUGAGAUUAUUUAAAGUCUCCGAAAAAAAAUUUACUUUAUUUAGUGGAAAAAUAAUUUACACGGCAGAAAAAUUCAGUAAAGGAUUCUCGCGUUUCCCAGUAUUUUCUAAACGAAAACAACGUUUCCAGAUAAUGUCCGAAGGAAUUACAAACGACCAAAUGGAGCCGCUACCCACGGGUUGGGAGAAGCGGAUGAGCCGUUCCAAUAGUCAGUUCUUAGCGUUUUUUCAACGUUAAUGUUCCGGUCGAAUCCAUCAAAGUUAUAGCCGAUUCACGGCUAACUUGGCACGCUGACAGCUGUGUGCGCGGUGAACAUCGAGUUAGAAAUUGAGGCUUACAUGGUAGAUGGACCUAGGGGAGAGUGCUCUGCUGAAUGGCGCUGACGCUAUGCUAGGUUCGAUCCCUUUUGACGCGAAACUUUUUUCGCUCUUGUUUUUUCAAUUCUUCUACACUCUAUAAUCAGAAAAAAAAACAGCGCAAAACGGUUGAAUUGGAGAAGAAGAUUGAAAAUUGGAAAAGAACGAAGGAGAAACCUUCAGCAUACCUUUUAGCUAUAUCUGAGCUAUCUCGGAGGUACUUUAGAGUCUCCCUCAAGUCUAUCUCAUUUUGCUCAAAGUCCUCAGAGGUAUACUCGGGUUACCAUCGAUAGGCUUCAGACCCUGCGAUAUGCCUCAGAGGGUCUCGCGAUACCCUUUCUCGAUUCGUCUAUGAAGAGCAUCCAAACAGCGUGCCAAGUAGAGACACAUGUCUAUUUUUCGGAAAAAAUUCCUUCAAUUUUUUUUGACUUCUGUUAAUUGACAGGCUUACAUAGACGUGAAUCGUUAUCAAUUUCGAGAAUUGAAACCUUGAAAAUACGUUCAAAUUGAGCUUCAGGGCGACCUUAUCGAAUAAUUUGCUGAACGUCGCAAUAAACUCCCUCGCUAACGGCCUUGAUGCGUAAUGAAGUAACUUUGAGUCAAGAUUUUUUUUUUCCAGUGUUGUACUUGGCGGUAAAAAUCACUGAAAACAUUUUUUGGUGGUUCGGCCCGGCCCAAAAAGCUGAAGUUUUCUUGAUUUCGGAUUUUUAGCCGUUUUAACGAGAAAAGCGGGGUUUUUGCUCAUUUUUCUUCAUUGAGUUAUUAAAAAAUGUGAUUCAACAUGUAAAAAUAAUUUUUCGGUGAAAAUGUUUUUAAUGAAAUAAAAAAGUUUCUUGAAUCUCUGGCCCGAGCUUUUUCUUCGAAAUUAAAAAAAAUCAAGGCCUAGGGGGCUUUAGGCCUUCAUAGCCAAGCCUGCCUGCCUUGCCAUAAACGCCCAAAAGGCAGAAACGACUUUUCCGAAAGUCAACGUGGCACGGCGGUCAUCAUAUUAUAGAAGAAGGCUUGAUGAAGGUAGGAAUAAUGACUGGAACAAAAAUGAGCUCGGGUCGGCGAGAGCUAAUGCUACAAACUUUUGUCGCAGUAAUUAUUCCUCCACCCUGUAUUGUUUAAUGUUAUCAGAUGGAAAAGAUCUGUAUAUUUUGAGAGCAUCUCACUUUUUAGCAGAUUUUCGCGGCAGCUUUUUGAGACCAAGCUUGGAAUCAGCUUGGUCUCAAAAAGAGCAUCUCACUUUUUUGCAAAACUACACCUGGUCUCAUUCCGAAGUGACCGCAGACCAUUCCCUGAUAAGAAAUAUUCUCCAUAAAUUAUCAAAUAAUCAAAAGAUGUUCAAUUCAUCUUUAGCUGAAAGAUUUCUUCAUGACAAAGAGAAAAAGUGAGAUGGUUUAUGUGGACUUCUCUCUAGAAAAGAGCGGAAUUUGAUAACCGUGCGCAUUUUCCUGAUGUUAGAAAGAGAGCGCGAUUUCCUGUACAAAAUUGGAAAAAAGAGUGCGCAUUUUCCUUACGUGCGCACGAGAAAAGAGUGCGCACAGCGCGCACUUUCCGGCAUGCCACCUUUGUGAAUAGAAAAAGAGACUUACUUUUCUUCCGUAGUUUGCAUUGAUUUCGUGAUUUCACAUCUGUGAUUAUCAUUUCUUUACUUAUUACAUUAAUUAUUUGGUUUUAGAGAUGGUCAAGACUACGAUACGUUUGAUCGGCGAAGAUAAUGAUAAAAUAUUCAAGAGGAUUGAGUUAGAUCCACAGGUUUUCACUUUUAUGGUUGAUAAUAAUUGAUUUCGUGUUAAUUUCAGAUUCAUGUCGAUGACCUGGUGAAGGAAAUUGAGAAUGUGACGAGUAUUCCACCCAAAUUUCAACAAAUCAAAUUCCGUGGUGAUGAGCUACCUGAUGUUGAGCGUCCUCUUCAAGACAUCAAGUUUGGCGAAGAAAUUGUUGUUGUAAGUUGAAUUUUUAAUAUUAGAAUUUACUGUUAAUACUUUUUAUUAUCCUAGUUUUAUUUAAAAUUGUUAUUGCACAUAGUAAAUAUAAGCUCAUGACUUUUUUGAGAUUCAAAAAAGUGUUAAGCAAUUCUUCUACAGCUAGUGAAUUUUAUAACAGUUUUAUUUAAAAUUGUUGUUGCACGAAAUUAAAUAUAAGCCCAUGACUAAUAGUGCAUUUCAGAAACACAGUGGACUGCACAAUUGGGCAGCAUGCUUAGUUUUUGCCGAAAGUGUUACGCAGAAGAAGCCCGAUCAUUUAAAGGCUAAAUUUGCUAAACGAGGAUCUAAAAUUUUAAUCGCCCUUGAAAAUUGUGAUUUCUUCGAUACGUAUCCUUCUUUUGCUAAUAAGUUCGUGGAGUUAUCGACGGUGUUUGACCGUUUCAUCAUUGGAGUUGAAGAGAACAUAAAAAUAGUGAGUAUUUUUGACGGCACUUUAUUGAGUCAAUAAUUGCAAUUUCCAGGCUGUGGCAUCCUACUUCAGAAAUUAUUUCGCUAAUGAAGCUCUUUCGAUUACAUUUUCUCCAAAACCGGACACUGGGGCUCAGGUUAUUAAAUCUAUUUCUUGCAUGGUUUUCUCUGUUAUUUUAUAGGGUGGAUUUAUCGUUCACGUAGCUAAUGCCGAUUAUUUUGUCAAAAAUCAUACCUUUAUGGGGGGUCGUGGUUCUGCUCAUUCACGCGUCGAUAAGCGAGAAAUAUUCGUCUAUCGGCUUUUGCAAUUUAUGGGAAUUGGUGCCGAUGCACAUUUCAUUCCGAGUGCUUAUUCGAGGUGCUACACAUCAGCACUCGCUUUACAUAUCGCCACAAAGAGAGGUAUUUCGAUUUUAUUUGACCAUGUUAUUACGCUACUUUGUUUUAGUUCAAGGAUUCUUCAAACGGGCCCACCGAUCCGCAUGUCCGUUUACAGACGAACAUCAAAUGCUCUUGGACUUGAUUAGGAAGCUUUUAUGUUUGUGCGAUCUUAAUUCUGGAAACUAUGGGCUUAAUGACAAGCAUCAACUGAUUAUUAUAGAUUUUAUGGUAAGCGUAUGAAUAUAUCUUUUCGGAAAAACUAUUGAAUGUUUUUAGGUCAUACCCCAAGAAAGUUGUAUUCACAGUGCUACACUUUUCGGACAGCGACUCGACCAUCCUUCACUGAACAUGAUUAUAAAAAAUUGGAAUCUGCUUGAAAAUUUCACAAAGGCAACUGAGAGCAUUGCGGAUGAUUGCAAGCGGAUGGAGCACAUUAUUUGGAGAAAUAGCUAUGAUGAAUAUUUGAAAGUCGUGUUGGAGAAUAUUAGGUUGCUAAUUAAUAUGUUGUAAAUAAAGGUAUCUUAAUUUUGGUGUGGAGUUUUUGGGUGUCCCAGAAAUCUAGGUUUUGAGAGUUGAUGGGUAUAUAAGGCGGCCCUUUAACAUCUUUGCCACUUCUUCAUUCUAGAUUCAAAUUUCCACUUCUUCAUUCUAGAUUCAAAUUUCAAGGUUCGACGUAAAAGGAUGACGAGAUGAUCUUUCAAUUCAAAUUUCUGAAAGUAAUUUUCAUUCUUACUCCUUCAAUUUCAAAUUUUUUCAGCUUUUCUCACUGGUCGGGUUGAGCUUCUCUAUUUUCUUCACCUUUCUGAUUGCUUGGCGGGGAUUCUCUAACGGCUCUUCGAAAGAUCAUCAGAGCAACCAUGAGAAGAAGCUCAGCCGAGGUUUCCCCGUCCUUCAUUAAUAUGUUUUCAAACCAUUUGCUGUGGAUUUUCUUAUGAAACAAGGGAUUUUCUUACAGACACGUAUUAAACCUUCAGUUCACUAUUGAACUUUUUUUUAACCUUGUUUCUCUUCAGAUUUUACGGAAGCAGAACGUGUCGCUUUGCAAAAAACGUUCCUCGUCGCCGCUGUCAUGUCCUCGCGAAAGGAUGUCGAAACUAGGAAUUUGAUUCGUAAUACUUGGCUAAAACUGGGGCGAAAGGUACAGCCAAAAAUUAUUUAUAUGGCUUAUUCACAAAUGUUUCCAGGGGCCUUCUACUUUCACCUACUUCUUCUCAGUUGGAACGAAGUCCGUUGCCGGCGAGGAUGAGGUUGAACUUCAAAAGGAAAACGACACCUAUAGAGACAUUGCCUUUCUACCCAAUUUAGAAGAUUCAUACGAGAAUCUGGCGCAGAAAACACUCCCCACGUUUGAAUACGCCCUCAAAAAUUAUGAUUUUGACUUUGUCUUCAAAGUGAGGCGAGAAGAAGGGGGAAGAUUAUCUUGUUUUCGAGACUGACGCGGAUUCUUUCGUACGAAUCAAAGGCCUGCUAGGAGCUCUUCGUGAGGUACAACAUCCGAUGCUCUACUGGGGAUUCUUGGACGGACGCGCCAAGCCGCGACGCAAAGGAAAGUGGAGUGAGCCGGAGUGGAUGCUCUGCGACCGUUAUCUGCCUUAUCAGGUCUUUUUAAACUCAUAAUUUUCACCUAAUAGUUUGGAUACUUAUUUCCUACUAAAACCAUUUUCCACUUGGAACUUCUCUAAAUGUCUGAGUGGUUUCUUAAAUGAAGUUAGCUCAGCAAGUAAUGUUGAGCUUUUAUAUUAAAUUUUUGAUAUUGUUUCUGAAUUGCAGCUUGGUGGUGGUUACGUGCUCUCUCACACAUUGGCGAAAUUCAUAUCGACGAAUUCGCAACUUCUGCGAACUUACAAGAACGAAGAUGUUUCCGUCGGAGCCUGGCUUGCAGGUUCUUCAUCUAGUUUUUUCGAAAAAAAUCACGCGGAAUUUUUUUGAUUGCUGAGUCUACAGGACAGCAAUGGCUUUUGAACCGCGUCUGUUGACCAGUUAUUGAAUUUUAAGAAAAGUUGGAAAGCUAUUCUGAAAUUUCCGAAGCUCUGACACCCAUAAAAAAAACAACAGUGAAAUAUGACACUUUUCGUUGAUGUUUAGUCCUAAUUUUUACUGACAGUGUAUGCAUUCAAGGAUUGAAAGUGCGGUAUGUGCACGAUCCGAGGUUCGAUACGGAGUGGACCUCGCGCGGAUGCAAUAACGAGUACCUCGUGACGCACAAAAAGUCGCCGGGGGAGAUGUUGGCCAUGUUCGAUUCGCUGAAGAGCCACGGUGUUCUUUGUCCCAAACAGUACCAGUAAGAACUCAAUACCGAUUUUUCUGAAUACAUUUUUUUGAUUUUCCAGAACUCGACCUUCCUACGUCUACAAUUGGGCGGUUCCGCCCAGUGAGUGCUGCACUAGAAUCAACGGGUCACGAAUUCCUUGAAAAACCACGGUUCAUAUUGUUCUUUUGCCGAGACAGCUUCCAAUUCUUGUUCAACUCACUCUGGUACAUUUGUUCAUUUUGUUGCAUAAUAAAUUUUUCAACUUCUUUUCUAGUUCUCGUAUGAUAAUAAGAACGUUUUCAUCGGACUUUACUUCUUCAUAAAGAAAAUAUUUCCAUUUGAAUUGGUUAGACUCCUUUUGAAGCAACCGAAAAUCUUUGAUUGUAUGAAAUCUCAGACAACUUACAAAAAAUUGAAUAUCGUUUUCAAAGUUUUUUGUUGCUUUUGUUGGAGGAUUGAAUGAAAUUUGGAGGGCUAUCGAGAUUAUUUGAAAGUCUCCGAAAAAAAAAUUUACUUUGUUUAGUAGAAAAAUAUUUUACACGGCAGAAAAAUUCAGUAAAGGAUUCUCGCGUUUCCCAGUAUUUUCUAAACGAAAACAGCGUUUCCAGCUAAUGUCCGAAGGAAUUACAAACGACCAAAUGGAGCCGCUACCCACGGGUUGGGAGAAGCGGAUGAGCCGUUCCAAUAGUCAGUUCUUAGCGUUUUUUCGACGUUAAUGUUCCGGUCGAAUCCAUCAAAGUUAUAGCCGAUUCACGGCUAACUUGGCACGCUGAGGGGGCGUGGCGUGUCUGCGCUCUUCACCAACCAUGCACUAUCUCUUUUAUUAUCGUGUCAGGACCCUUUUUUCGAUGGCUCAAGCCUGCCGUGAAUCAGCUAUACUUCAAAGUGUGUUCCAUCUGAUUUCUAGCAAAACCUCAAAACUUUCAUUUUUGCUUUUUUCAAAGUUUUGAGAAUCACCUUUUAAAAAACCGAGAUGAGUUCAAUCUCAUGCACUUUAUGUUCAGACCGAGAGUACUACUUCAACACGGCGACUGGACGCAGUCAGUGGGACCGUCCUUCCGCCUCGGCUUUCACUAAAGUCGUCUCGAAUUGUUGAUUCUUUGUAUUUUUUCUCGUUUCCAGGGAAGCGAAUUGACUGCGGUCCGUGCCCUACACAUCUUAGUGAAGCACGCCGGCAGCCGAAAUCCAUCCAGUUGGAGAUCCGACCACAUCUCUCGCAGCAAAGAAGACGCCAUCAGCAUUAUCCAAGGUUUCCUUUUUUUAGGUUUUAAUCCUUUUACAGAACUUUGACAAAAGUUAUAUAGCUGUGGAACAUUUGGAAAAGUACAUUUUUUAUUAAAACGAUUUUUCUUUGUAGAAUCUGUAAAUACUCUGGUUUUUGCGAAGUCAAUUUUAUAAUUUAACUCUGAUUUAGAAUGUAUUUUUGAUUUUUUAACCAGAAAAAAUGAGGUUAUUUGAAGUGAAUUUGCUUCUUUUUAUAGACAUAACAAGAACAGGCACAAUAAGAGUUUUAAAAAACUGACAUAUAUGGUUUUAAUAAAUGAAUGAAAGGCAAUUGAGGCUUUCACGAAGGAAGAUGGUGAGGUAAAAAAUCUGUUUUGCAGAUUUUAUCAGUGACAUCCGAAGCGCGCCCGACUUGGAAGCCAAAUUCCGGUCGAUUGCGAAAGAGUUCAGCGACUGCAGUUCGGCGAAACGUGGCGGCGAUCUCGGGGUUUCCUUUUUUGAACAUUUAACCAUAGGCUGGAUUGGGCCAGUCAAAGAACGGAUUCAAAAAAUACCGUGAGAUUCAAAAAAUGCCUAGAAAUAUCUUAAGCGUUCCUAAGUUGACUGAAACAAAGAUUCGAAGCUACUGCAGUUCACUUCCGCAAUUUUUUCUUAAUGACUUUUUCCAAAUUGUUUUUAGUUACUGUGAAGCCGGUAAUGCACUUGUUCGUUUCUGUAGAAUUGAGAAAAUGACAUAAGCUGAUGAAUUCGCAUUGGAUUUAUUCCGAAUUUGACAGCUUUAUAAAGAAGUAGUUUUAUUUCGUACAACCAUUUUAAAGACGGCAUAAAUGUAGGGAAGAAGUGUAAAAAGUUAAAACAGAAAAUUUUUUUUUCAAAAAUUUUUCGUAACUUUGAUAGGCUUUUCGAAACUUUCCUGUUGUUCUAGCGAUUCGAGCGACGGCAAAUGCAAAAACCUUUCGAAGACGCAGCUUUCGGACUCGACGUCGGAGAAAUGAGCGACGUCGUCGACACGAACUCCGGCAUCCACAUUAUUCUCCGUGUCGAAUAG